GUUUAUGUAAUGCUCGUGGUUUUGAAUACAAUUGAAUCUUUGUACGCGUCAUACGUUUUGUCCGAAUCCUAUGCGUCGCUUAGAAUUGGUCUGUUGUUUGUUUUACACGUUUCGUGUGUUACGGUUAUUGUCGGACGCGGGAAGCUGAUAAAAGUAACUUGGAUGUUGUCCAUUUGAAAGGGAAUAACAGAUGUGCAUUUCUAUAAACCUCGCGGUUCAUGUGCUUUUGAUUCGGCGGUAGUGCGGUUUAUAAAACAAAAUUUGUUUUGUUUGUGUGUGUGAAUGUCUUCUGAGUGAAUGGAGCAGUGACUAGGUCUUAAGUCCAAGGUUACUGUUGCGUAUACUUGUCGUUUGUCUGUUUUUGACUGAAAUUUAAGUCUCAUAAAAAAAAAGAAAUAUGGCUACGAUGACAGAACAAGUGUCCAAGCUUUUGGAUUUUUCUCAAAAACUUGAUAUUACACUUUUAGAAAAUAUUGUUGGUUGUAUGUAUACGGGCACUGGUGAUCAACAACGAGCUGCUCAAGAAGUAUUAACUACAUUGAAGGAGCAUCCUGACGCAUGGACAAGAGUAGAUACUAUACUUGAAUUUUCAAACAAUCAGCAAACUAAAUAUUUUGCUUUACAAAUUUUGGAACAACUGAUUAAAACUCGUUGGAAAGUAUUACCUAGAAAUCAAUGUGAAGGUAUUAAAAAGUAUAUUGUUGCACUCAUUAUAAAAACAUCUUCGGACCCAGGAACAAUGGAACGUGAAAAAACUUAUUUGAAUAAAUUAAACAUUAUCCUUGUUCAAGUUUUAAAACGAGAGUGGCCAAAAAAUUGGGAAUCAUUUGUUGGUGAAAUAGUUGGAGCUAGUAGAACAAAUGAAAGCCUUUGUCAAAAUAACAUGACUAUAUUGAAACUGCUAAGUGAAGAAGUAUUUGAUUUUUCAGCUGGAAAUAUGACUCAAAUGAAAGCAAAGCAUUUAAAAGACACAAUGUGUUCUGAAUUUGCACAAAUUUUUGAACUUUGUCAAUUUGUCUUAGGAACUUCUCAAAAUGUGGCUUUAGUAAAUGCAACACUAGAUACUCUUCUUAGAUUUCUUAAUUGGAUACCUCUUGGUUACAUAUUUGAAACUGAUUUAAUUGAUACAUUGAUUUUUAAAUUUUUUAAUGUUCCUAUGUUUCGAAAUGUUACAUUACAAUGUUUGACCGAGAUUGCUGCAGUAACAGUACCAAAUUAUGAUGCUGCAUUUGCAGGUCUCUUUUCAAAAACCAUGGCGCAACUUGUUCUGAUGUUACCUAUCCAUACAAAUAUUAAAGAAGCGUAUGCAUCUGGACAAGACCAAGAACAAAAUUUUAUACAAAAUUUGGCAUUAUUUUUAUGUACAUUUCUCAAAGAGCAUGCUCUUUUAGUAGAAAAAAGUGGAUCUAAUGAAGAUUUAUUGAAAGCACUGCAUUAUUUGGUCAUGAUAUCUGAAGUUGAUGAGAUUGAAAUAUUCAAGAUUUGUUUAGAGUAUUGGAAUAGUUUGGCAGCUAGUUUGUACCGAGAAAAUCCAUUUGGACAGUUGCAAAUAGUUGGUCUUUUUUCACUUUCUCCGAAUAGUAGACCAGAUGGCAACACUAUCUCCCCUAGACGACAAUUUUAUGCGCCAGUUCUAUCUCAAAUGCGUUACAUUAUGAUAAGUCGCAUGGCUAAACCUGAGGAAGUUUUAGUUGUAGAAAAUGAAAAUGGAGAAGUGGUUAGAGAGUUCAUGAAAGAUACAGAUGCUAUAAGUUUAUACAAAAGUAUGAGAGAAACUCUUGUUUAUUUGACUCAUUUGGACUGUGUAGAUACUGAGCGUAUUAUGACUGAAAAGUUGCAUAAUCAAGUUAAUGGAAAUGAGUGGUCUUGGAAAAAUUUGAAUACUCUUUGUUGGGCUAUUGGCAGUAUUUCUGGAGCAAUGCAUGAAGAAGAUGAAAAGAGAUUUUUGGUCACAGCUAUUAAAGAUUUAUUAGGGUUAUGUGAACAAAAAAAAGGCAAAGAUAACAAAGCCAUUAUCGCUUCCAACAUUAUGUAUGUAGUUGGUCAAUAUCCAAGAUUUUUACGGGCUCAUUGGAAGUUUUUGAAAACAGUUGUCAACAAAUUGUUUGAAUUCAUGCACGAAACUCAUGAUGGUGUUCAAGAUAUGGCUUGUGAUACCUUCAUAAAAAUUUCAAUGAAAUGCAGAAGGUAUUUUGUACAAGUUCAAGUUGGAGAAGCUAUGCCAUUUAUUGAUGAAAUUCUUAAUUCAAUGGCUACAAUUAUUAGCGAUUUGCAACCACAACAAGUGCAUACAUUUUAUGAAGCUGUUGGUAUUAUGAUAAGUGCUCAAGUGAAUUCUAAAAUUCAAGAACAGCUUAUUGAUAAAUAUAUGCUGUUACCAAAUUUAAUUUGGGAUGAUUGUAUUAGUCAAGCUUCAAAAGAUGUAGAGAUAUUAAAAGAACCAGAGUUUGUCAAACAAUUAGGUAACAUUUUGAAAACAAAUGCUAGAGCUUGUAAAUCUCUUGGACAUCAAUAUGUUGUUCAAUUGGGUAGGAUAUAUUUGGAUAUGUUGAAUAUUUACAAUGUAAUGAGUGCAAAUAUUACUGAUGCUAUUGCAACCAAUGGAGAUAGUGUUACUAAACAACCUUUGAUUAAAAAUAUGAGAGUUAUUAAAAAAGAAACAUUGCGUUUGAUAGCAGAUUGGAUUUCUAGGUCUAAUGAUAAUGCUAUGGUAUUAGAAAACUUUAUUCCUCCUCUAUUGGAAACAGUAUUGGCUGAUUAUAGUAAAACUAUGCAUCCAUCAGCUAGAGAACCAGAAGUACUUAGUGCUAUGGCAACAAUAAUUGAUAAACUACAAUCAGAUAUAACACCUGCAGUAUCCAAAAUUUUGGAUGCUGUGUUUGAAGCUACACUUACGAUGAUAAAUAAAGAUUUUGAGCAGUUUCCUGAACAUAGAACAAAUUUCUACCUCCUUCUACAAGCAAUAAAUAAUCAUUGCUUUGUUUCAUUCCUGUCCAUACCAGCUCCUCAAUUUAAAUUAGUUUUGGAUUCAAUAUUUUGGGCUUUUAAACAUACUAUGCGUAAUGUUGCUGACACUGGAUUAUUGAUAUUGUACAAAUUAUUACAAAAUGUUCAACAACAUAAACAAGCAGCUCAAAGUUUCUAUGUAUCAUAUUUUACUGAUAUUCUGCAGCAUGUUUUUUCUGUUGCUACCGAUACAUCGCAUACUGCGAGUUUAUUAAUGCAUGCGCAAAUCUUAUCCUACAUGUUCAAAUUAGUUGAGAGUGAUAGGAUUGAAGUUUUGUUGAGUGCACCUGGUGCUCCUCCAGACGGUGAAGUCACUGAAAAAAAUGUUGCUUAUGUUCGUGAUUUUGUAGCAUCAUUACUAAAGACAGCCUUCCCUCAUUUGGCUGAUCCUCAAAUUGCCCUUACUGUGCAAGGCAUGUUUAAUUUGAAUCACGACCUUGUAGCUUUUAAAGAUCAUCUUCGUGAUUUCCUUGUUCAGAUAAGAGAAUUCACGGGAGAAGAUAUAUCUGACUUGUAUCUCGAAGAAAGAGAACAGGCAUUAAGAGCGGCUCAAGAAGAAAAGCGUGAAGUGCAGAAGACUGUACCUGGUAUAUUAAAUCCACAUGAAAUCACUGAUGAUAUGCAAGAUUAAAAUAAUGAAUUUUUGGCAAAUUUCGCAUAACAUGCAUAUACUUGUUUUGUUACAUUUGGUUAUCAUUUUAUUCAUAAAAUCCAUCCAUUCGAAGCUGAACUUAUAAUAUUUUAUUUUUAGCAUGUUUAGACAUUUUUUUUUUUUUUUUUACUGUCUUUUUUGCUAAUAAGUAAAUAGUUUGUAAAUUUCAUUGACAAACCAAACUUUUUAACAUUUUGUAUGUUGAGAAAAGUUUAUACUAAAACUGAAAAAUUGACUGGCUGAGAAUGAUUUAAGUUAAAACUUACUGGUAUUUGCUGUUGCUAUAGGCAUGUAUUUUUUAACCCACCAAUUCUAUUUAUUUAGACUACUAUUUGGUAAGUU
This is a messenger RNA of Sipha flava (yellow sugarcane aphid), 4000 nucleotides long. It is a transcript of the gene emb, whose product is annotated as exportin-1. Gene Ontology annotation, biological process: protein export from nucleus; ribosomal large subunit export from nucleus; ribosomal small subunit export from nucleus. The record is from RefSeq and is a predicted model, not a curated record. Lineage: Eukaryota; Metazoa; Arthropoda; Insecta; Hemiptera; Aphididae. Gene Ontology annotation, cellular component: cytoplasm; nucleus. Gene Ontology annotation, molecular function: nuclear export signal receptor activity; small GTPase binding. The coding region runs from base 398 to 3637 and encodes 1079 amino acids. The transcript has 20 exons.